AUGGUCAAACCAAAGAAGAAGCGAGUUGACCUGAACCCACCUCAGUUCUUGAAAGACCGUUGGGUGAUGGGCAGAAAAGAACAAGAUGCUAUGGCUGAAUUGCUCAAAAAGAUGAACUUUGACAAGGAAUCCUUUCUCAACAAGCUCGAGCUGAUCGUUCUGAAGUGCAAGAGUGUUGAAAUCAUCAUUUCCGAAGGAUGGUACUCGGAACGUGAGAUGUCCGAAGACCUUCACUGGUCAAAGACCAAUAAGUAUGAUGGAUUGGCGGAGUACUUUGUAAAGACUCGUGAGUCUCAGAGUCGUUCCGAGAAGUUGACUGAAGAAGAACGCCGCACCAAAAGGAUGGUCCCCGAGGCUGGAGUGGAUGAACCCAUGGCGCCGGUCUGUGGGGCCUUGGACAUCGCGAAAGCUCGUUUGGAAGUGGGGGAGAAAGCUAAAGGAGCUGAACCUCAGACUCGCGAGGUUGACACACAGGUGCCAAAAGGCUUUGGCAGUCGAGGCAAAAGUGAAGUCCAUACCUCAGCAGUUUUGGACUUGAGAAGGGUCCCUUUGUUAGCAUUCAUUCGCAACAGGAACUCGAAGAAGUUCUUCCAGAAGAAAACUGAGAGGGAUGGCGCGGCGUCUGCGGAGCAGGGUGCACGCAAGCGGACCCGAGAGGGUGAUGCUGCUCCCAAACCUGCUCCAAGCUGUGGAUCGGUGAUUGCGGCCCGCAACAUUGUUGCGGACAUUGGUGAAGUUGCUGCUUCUUCUUCGGGAGGUUUGUUGAGGUUCGCUGGCCUCAAUGAAUCCAAUGCAGAGCGGGAUGCCCACAGGUGUUUUGCUCAAUUGGGCCUACGCUUGCCGAUCCCCCUGAUUCAUAUCAAUCUUGAAAAGAAUGAUAGUGUGAAGGGGCUUCAAUUGCAGGAUUGGGCACGCUUUCUGUUGGACCGAAACUGCUGGCACAUUCUAUCUGGACUAAUGAACCCAAACCCAGAUCGUGAAAAAGCAAUCUGGUGCUCAUUCUGGGCAAGAUACCGCGAGACAAACCCAAACCACGAAGUGUUCUCUCUGUUCGAUCGAGGUAUUUUGAAACCAGAGUGCACCGCAGCUAUGACCUAUCAUGGAGACGAAGGCCGUGGCAGAAAGAAACAAGCAUUUUUCGUCACAUCCUUUAAGUCAGUGCUUGGAAGAGGGCUUCAGCCUGCCACUGGCGCUCAGAAAAGGGACCAGUUGCCAAAGCAAUAUUUGAAACAGCGUUGCAACUAUGUCGGUCACGUUUAUAGCACGCAUUUUUUAUCAGCAGUACUUCCGAAGCACUUGUACCGCAAGAAUGAUGAAGCCGUGCAGGACAUUUUUGAGUUUGGGGCUGCUUCGGCUGACUACAUGUCAAAGCAUGGCGUGCAAGACACACGUACUGGAGAAAACUUUUGGAUGGUUCUCAUUGGUGUUACAGGAGACUGGCAGUUUUUGGCCAAAUGCGGCUUGCUGAGCCGUACCUACUAUAGUACGGAGAAGAAUUUGAGAGGAAGGGCUCAGGCAGACCCCCGAGGGGUCUGUCAUCUUUGCCUUGCAGGAAAGCGAGACUUUCCCAUGGAGGAGUUGAGUUCGAGGAAUCCACGUUGGCUGCAAACCUGCUUCCAAGAGAGUGGUUUCAAGACACAGCCGCCGUUUUCCCGUGUGCUUUGGAACCCAAGCCAAGCAGAAGCCUUAUACCACUUUGAUGUGUGGCAUGGGUUUCAUGUUGGAGUUGGCAAGACCUUCAUUUCGUCUACGCUGGCGCUCAUUUCUGACCUGUUCCCAGGAAGCAGCAUCGACGUCCGUUUCGAAAACCUGUCUUCUGACUACCUUGCGUGGCGCAAGAGGGAGGGGCAAACAGCUUUCCUCAGCUACAUCAGCAAAGAUACAAUUUUGUGGAAGAGUCGGAACGAGACACCUAGUGCCCUUUGGUCAAAGGGGGCUGCUACAACAGUGUUGAUGAAAUGGCUGGAAGCCUGGAAUUCAACUGCUGAUCUGUCUGGCGACGUUCUUUACGAGAAACAAGCGAAGGCGUGCCACUUGAUCAACAGUUUUUUUUCAGCGCUGUACGAGGAGGAUGUUUGGAUAGCAGGUGAGACUGCGAUGUAUCUUGGAGAUGCUGGGCUACAAUUCCUGCGGAUCUAUGACCACCUGGCCAAAAUUAGCUACAACCAGGGACGGUCUCUUUAUCCGUUCAUGCCCAAACAUCAUUUGCUCCAUCACAUUUUUUUGCAAGACUUGUGGAUCGCUGGAAAAUCCCAGAGAUGGGUGAUUAACCCUUUGUGCUGGGGAACGCAGCAAGCAGAGGAUUUUAUCGGAAAAGCAUCACGGACUUCACGACGUGUACACCCUUCAAAGGUUUGCGAGCGCACAAUACUCCGUUAUUUGACCAAGGCAUUUGCAGAAUGGCGGAAGCUUAAGUACAUCAUUUCUUGA
Messenger RNA from Durusdinium trenchii, 2430 nucleotides. The record is from the annotation of a GenBank genome assembly. Lineage: Eukaryota; Dinophyceae; Suessiales; Symbiodiniaceae.